Molecule: messenger RNA, 405 nt
Organism: Blepharisma stoltei
Lineage: Eukaryota; Ciliophora; Heterotrichea; Heterotrichida; Blepharismidae
Source: the annotation of a GenBank genome assembly
AUGGUAAAUUUGAACUAUGUGGAAACACUCAAUCAAAAAGUCGAAGCUGACUGCAGUGAUCUUUUUUUAGUCCUCCAAUCUGAAUUUAUCCAAUUAAAAUUCAAAGCAGCUAGGUGUGCGAGGAAAUGCUUCAUAGAAAAAUUGAUGCCAGAAUCAUUUCGAUGUGAAAAAGGGUGCAUGGAAGGGAUUUCUAAUGUAAAACAAUUGAUUGAGAAAAAGCAAAAAGAGGCACAAGAUAACUUUCAUAGAUGUGUAGAAAGGACUGGGAGAAUGUCGGAAGGGCUUGAUGAAGGGGAGGAUAUUAUGGAUAUAGAAACUGGGGUAACAAAUUGCUAUGAAAAGUUUAGGGUUAAUAUAAAGAGAAUGAAGGGGGAAAUGAUCACAGAGUUUAGCUAUUAUCAAUAA